Molecule: messenger RNA, 582 nt
Organism: Acanthamoeba castellanii str. Neff
Lineage: Eukaryota; Discosea; Longamoebia; Acanthamoebidae
Exons: 3
Coding region: 1-582 (193 amino acids)
Source: RefSeq, a predicted model, not a curated record
AUGUGCGCCCGCCUCACCAUCACCCAGGUCUUUUUCAACGAUGCGGCCGCGGCCCCUGCCGACAACGACGAGACCGGAGGGCUGGAGUGCGUCUACACGUUCCCCGUGGAAGAGCUGGCCACCGGCGUGGCGACGUACUCGUGUCCGCUGGUGGUGUGUGGCGUCGAGGUUGAGAUCGGCGACACCCGCGUCGUUGCCGAGGUGCAGCCCAAGCAGGAGGCCAUCGCCACAUAUGGUAAUGACGCCAUCAGCAGCGGGCACGGCGCCUAUCUCGUGGAAACGGUGAAGGGUGUGGGCUACCGCAUGUCCAUCGGCAACCUCCCGGCAGGCCAGACUGCUACCAUCACCUUGCGGUGUGUGCAACAGCUCACGCCGCUGGUCAGCGGUGACCUCCAGUUUGCGCUAAGCCACGGCCUGGUGCCUGCGAGCUGCGCCGACUUCUCGCUGGCGCUCGACAUUCGCCAGACCACUCCCGGCGGGAUCAAGAGCGUGACCUGCCCGACCCACCCAGAAUGCGAAGUCCUUCUAGGUCUGCCCUCACACCACCGACCUUCGUUCCACGCUAUGCGACUGGCCAACUAA